This is a messenger RNA of Sorex fumeus (smoky shrew), 966 nucleotides long. Its product is annotated as protein patched homolog 1-like. Gene Ontology annotation, biological process: smoothened signaling pathway. The record is from RefSeq and is a predicted model, not a curated record. Bases 1 to 966 code for a protein of 321 amino acids. Gene Ontology annotation, molecular function: hedgehog family protein binding; hedgehog receptor activity; smoothened binding. Lineage: Eukaryota; Metazoa; Chordata; Mammalia; Eulipotyphla; Soricidae. Gene Ontology annotation, cellular component: plasma membrane. The transcript has 7 exons.
AUGGCCGUGGUGGCCAAGGCAGCGGGCAGUGCCAGUGUGUCAGAGCACUCUGACAUAAAUAUGGGAUUAUUAAAGUGGACAAACUUUGACCCCUUGGAAUUCCUAGAAGAGUUAAAGAAAAUAAAUUAUCAAGUGGACAGCUGGGAGGAAAUGCUGAAUAAGGCUGAAGUUGGCCAUGGUUACAUGGAUCGACCCUGCCUCAAUCCAGCCGAUCCGGAGUGUCCAGCCACGGCCCCCAACAAAAAUGCAACCAAACCCCUUGAUAUGGCCGUUGUUUUGAAUGGUGGAUGUCAUGGAUUAUCGAGAAAAUAUAUGCACUGGCAGGAGGAACUGAUUGUGGGUGGCACAGUCAAGAACAGCGCUGGGAAGCUGGUCAGAGCCCAGGCCCUGCAGACCAUGUUUCAACUAAUGACCCCCAAGCAGAUGUACGAGCACUUCAAGGGCUACGACUCCGUGUCCCACAUCAACUGGAAUGAGGACAAGGCGGCCGCCAUCCUAGAGGCCUGGCAGAGGACAUAUGUGGAGGUGGUCCACCAGAGCGUCGCCCCAAACUCGACUCAGAAGGUGCUCUCCUUCACCACCACCACCCUGGAUGACAUCCUGGAAUCCUUCUCGGACGUCAGCGUCAUCCGUGUGGCCAGUGGCUACUUGCUCAUGCUUGCCUACGCCUGCCUGACCAUGCUGCGCUGGGACUGCUCCCGGUCCCAGGGCGCUGUGGGACUGGCGGGCGUCCUGCUGGUGGCACUCUCGGUGGCUGCAGGACUCGGCCUGUGCUCAUUGAUCGGGAUUUCCUUUAACGCUGCAACGACUCAGGUUUUGCCAUUCCUUGCUCUUGGCGUUGGUGUAGAUGAUGUUUUUCUCCUGGCACAUGCGUUUAGUGAAACAGGACAGAAUAAAAGAAUCCCUUUUGAGGUAAUGAGAAAACAGAAGAAAUCUUGGGACGGUCCAAGAUCCCUCUGGUUCUGA